Messenger RNA from Varanus komodoensis (Komodo dragon), 2123 nucleotides. RefSeq names its product arginyl-tRNA synthetase 1 (gene RARS1). Gene Ontology annotation, molecular function: ATP binding; arginine-tRNA ligase activity. NCBI's taxonomy places the organism in Eukaryota, Metazoa, Chordata, Lepidosauria, Squamata, Varanidae. Gene Ontology annotation, cellular component: cytoplasm. The record is from RefSeq and is a predicted model, not a curated record. Bases 38 to 2029 code for a protein of 663 amino acids. Gene Ontology annotation, biological process: arginyl-tRNA aminoacylation. The transcript has 15 exons.
UUGUUUCCGGUUCCGCUUCCUUUCGUGACCUGUGAGAAUGGAGGAGCAGGCGGCUCGGUGUAUAGAGCGGCUCCGGCGGCAGGAAACGGAAAUCAAAUUUCUGACUGCAGAAAUUGAUCGUUUGAAAAAUUUUGGCUGUUUGGGAGUCUCCCCAAGCUUGGAGGGAUUGCGUGAAGAGAAUGCAAAACUUAAAUAUCGCUUAAAUGUUCUACAGAAGAGCCUUGAAGAAGAAAGAAAUCGAGGGAAGCCAUCAAAAGGCAUGAUUAAUAUCAACAACCGCCUUCAAGAAAUUUUUGCAGCAGCCAUUAAAUCUGCAUAUCCAGAUCUAGAAAACCCUCCACUGGCAGUGACACCAAGUCAGCAGCCCAGGUUUGGUGACUACCAGUGUAACAGUGCUAUGAGCAUAUCGCAGAUACUGCUGAAGACCAAGGAGCAAAAAGUAAGCCCGAAAGAAAUUGCUGACAAGAUUGCCAGAAGCAUUCCUGACAAUGAAUGCACUGAAAAGGUGGAAAUUGCUGGACCUGGUUUCAUCAAUGUACACUUGAAAAAAGAUUUUGUAUCCAAACAACUGAGCAGCAUGCUGGUGAAUGGAGUUCAGCCCCCUGCUAUUGGUGAAAGGAAAAAGGUGGUGAUUGAUUUCUCCUCUCCUAAUAUUGCGAAAGAGAUGCAUGUUGGUCAUCUGAGAUCAACUAUAAUAGGGGAAAGUAUGUGCCGUCUCUUUGAGUUUGUGGAGUAUGAUGUUCUAAGAUUAAACCAUUUAGGAGACUGGGGUACCCAGUUUGGAAUGCUUAUUGCUCACCUCCAAGAUAAAUUUCCAGAUUACUUGACUGUUUCUCCACCCAUUGGAGAUCUCCAAGCUUUUUACAAGGAAUCAAAAAGAAGAUUUGACACAGAAGAAGAGUUUAAGAAGCGUGCAUAUCAAUGUGUGGUCCUCUUACAGAGCAAGAAUCCAGACUUCAUUAAAGCUUGGAAACUGAUAUGUGAUGUAUCCCGGAAAGAAUUCCAAAAGAUCUAUGACUGCUUGGACAUCUCCAUAAUUGAGAGAGGAGAGUCGUACUAUCAAGAUAUGAUGCAGGAUGUGGUGAAGGAGUUUGAAGACGGAGGGUUUGUACAAAUGGAUGAAGGCCGAAAGAUUGUGUUUGUUCCGGGCUGUUCUGUUCCUUUGACGAUUAUGAAAUCUGAUGGGGGUUUUACAUAUGACACCUCUGACUUAGCAGCUCUGAAGCAAAGGCUGUCAGAAGAAAAAGCUGAUUAUAUAAUUUAUGUGGUAGACAGUGGGCAGUCUGUGCACUUACAGACCGUAUUUGCAGCAGCUCAGAUGAUUGGUUGGUAUGAUCCCAAAGUGACCAGAGUAAUUCAUGCUCCUUUUGGAGUAGUGUUGGGAGAAGACAAGAAAAAGUUUAAAACUCGUUCUGGGGAAACUGUGCGGUUGAUGGACCUUCUGGAAGAAGGACUGAAGCGAUCAAUGGAAAAACUGAAGGAAAAGGAGAGAGAUAAGGUUCUUACACCUGAAGAACUGAAGGCAGCCCAGACUGCAGUAGCCUUUGGCUGUAUUAAGUAUGCUGAUCUCUCCCACAACAGAAUAAACGAUUACAUCUUCUCCUUUGAUAAGAUGCUGGAUGACCGGGGAAAUACCGCUGCUUAUUUACUUUAUGCCUUUACUCGAAUCAGAUCUAUAGCAAGACUGGCCAAUAUUGAUGAAGAGACACUGCAGAAGGCAGCUAGAAAUACAGACAUAAUCUUGAGCCAUGAAAAGGAAUGGAAACUAGGCAAAUGCAUUUUGAGGUUCCCUGAGAUUGUUCAAAAAAUCCUGGAUGACCUUUUAUUGCACACCCUUUGUGACUAUCUUUAUGAACUGGCUACCACAUUCACUGAAUUCUACGACAACUGCUAUUGUGUGGAAAAAGACAGACAAACUGGUAAAAUAGUGAAUGUGAACAUGUGGCGAAUGCUCUUGUGUGAGGCAGCUGCUGCUGUUAUGGCCAAAGGUUUUGACAUCUUGGGAAUCAAGCCUGUCCAAAAAAUGUAACUCUGUAGAGUUGUAAUUUCUCUCCUCUUUUUACAGACUUGCAGAAAUUGAAACUAUCAUGACCCGUUAUUUAAAAUUAAACUAGUGAAUGCUA